AUGCGCACGAAGGACGAUCACAUCGCCUAAUGCCAACUAUUUGUGAAGCCAGUCUUUUUGUGUGAAAUUUUGCCUCCGUUCGGUCAGAAUGGCGGCCCACAAGACCUUCAUCAUCAAGCGUAAACUCGCUAAAAAACUCAAACAAAACAGACCAAUUCCCCAAUGGGUUAGAAUGAGGACUGGAAACACAAUCAGAUACAACGCUAAGAGGCGUCAUUGGCGUAGAACCAAGUUGAAGUUGUAAGAUGUGACACCAGAAUCAAUUUUGAUAAUGAUUAAAAUAAACUACAACUUUAAAUAUUAA
Nicrophorus vespilloides is the source of this 304-nucleotide messenger RNA. It is a transcript of the gene RpL39, whose product is annotated as 60S ribosomal protein L39. Gene Ontology annotation, molecular function: structural constituent of ribosome. Gene Ontology annotation, cellular component: cytosolic large ribosomal subunit; ribosome. Gene Ontology annotation, biological process: translation. The record is from RefSeq and is a predicted model, not a curated record. NCBI's taxonomy places the organism in Eukaryota, Metazoa, Arthropoda, Insecta, Coleoptera, Silphidae. Bases 89 to 244 code for a protein of 51 amino acids. The transcript is spliced from 3 exons.